Dermacentor andersoni is the source of this 1095-nucleotide messenger RNA. RefSeq lists its product as uncharacterized. NCBI's taxonomy places the organism in Eukaryota, Metazoa, Arthropoda, Arachnida, Ixodida, Ixodidae. The record is from RefSeq and is a predicted model, not a curated record.
UCUACAACACAAACGGGCUCUAGAAAGUCUGUCUGUUUCUAAUUGACCUUCCCGUUUGCCGAGCCUAGGUGCAUUUGUGCUUAGCUAAAUGACAACGCACCUGAUUUUGUGUCCUUAAGGCUGCUUGGAAUAUUCACAAUGUUUGAAUGUUAGUAGCUUAAGCGCCUGAGUGCAUUUGAUGUGUCUGGAGCCGAAUUAUUCAAGGAUACUUUUCGCAAAGGAAGUGUCCCCCCUUUUUUUUUUUAAGUUCUCCGCGUAAGACGUCUGAGGUGGUCUGUUUUUUACAAAAUUUAACACUGCUAGGACAGAUAAGUUGACACGAUCAUUGGGAAAUAUUCAGCGUUAUAGCCUACGGUGUACCGCGGGAAAGAGGAAUAAUCUGGAAGAGCCGGAAAUGUUAACCUGAGUUGGUGCCAAGGAAACAAAAGGAGGGAAAAAAAUAAAAAAAAACAACUUUUAAAUUUAGAGGUCUCAUUCGGCUACUGGAAAUAAGAGAUUUGAGCCUGUUCUUCUCUACAGCUAGCUACAGAUUGAUAACCUAUGUUUGAAUGGCAUUAAAACGACAGCAAGAUCGAGGGACUUUCGUCAGCGCCGACAUGAUUCACUUAACCAUUUCUGCUAGAUUGAUGUAUCAUACUUGUUUGCGUUCAUGUAAGGUGCCCAGUGUGGCUUUGUCCGGCAUCAGCAAAGCAGGAAUUGAUGCGCUCACACGGCUUUCAGCAGUGGAAUAUGCCCCGUAUGGAAUUCGUGUAAACUCUAUCAACCCGGGACCAAUUGAAACGAAAAUGGUGUUCAGGGAAGAAAUGAGCUCCGAGACACAAAAAACGCUCCGAUCUCGGCUGGAAAAAUCAAACCUGAUGGGUCGCAUUGGAACCGUCGAAGAAGCCGCCCGCGUAAUUGCUUUUCUGGCCUCGGACCGCGCCUCAUUCAUCACCGGUCACUCACUGCCGGUUGAUGGUGGCAGUCUCCUAGUCGGGCCAAUGGCGGCAACGCUGGCGGUAAAGAAGGGUGCAGAUCUGCCUACCGCCAAUUGAAACUUGCAAUUCAAGCGCAGAAUCACCUGCCCUGAUUCUGUGCGCACUCUAAUAAAGUUAA